AUGGGAUUUUUCAAUCGUAGGACAACACCGUUGCUGGUGAUAGUGUUGGCACUGAUUGCGGUCUGCAUCGACGCGUACGCCGGAGAUUCCAGUGAAGAGCGGCCGCAGGUGCCCGAUGGAGAGCGACUCAACUGCGAGCUGCCCUCGGUAACGACGGCUAGCGGUUCCCUUGUCAAGCGCCGUGUUUUCUGCCCAGGAGAGCUCAUUUUUGAGGAUAAUUUCGACCGACUGGAUCUGGAAAAGUGGCAACACGAGCACACGCUCGCCGGUGGUGGGAACUGGGAGUUUCAGUACUAUUCCAACGGUCGGAAAAACUCUUUCGUGAAGGAUGGCAUUUUCUUCAUUCGACCAUCGCUGCUGGCGGAUGAGACGGGCGAAGGGUUCCUUUCGAGCGGCCUACUAAACAUCCACGGUGGCAGUCCUCACGAUUACUGCACGAACCCGUCCAACUAUGGCUGUGAACGUCAGGGCACCCCAGAAAACUAUCUGAAUCCCAUCAAAAGUGCCCGAGUGCGGACGGUGAACUCGUUCAAUUUCAAGUACGGCAAGCUGCAGAUUCGCGCCAAGCUUCCAACAGGGGAUUGGUUGUGGCCCGCCCUAUGGUUGAUGCCGAAACUGAAUCAGUACGGUACGUGGCCAUCGUCCGGUGAGAUCGAUUUGAUGGAGAGCCGCGGAAACCUUGACUACAGUAUCAACGGUGACCAGCUCGGGGUGGAGCAUGUUGGCUCGACGAUGCACUACGGCCCACACCCGGGACUCAAUGGGUACGAGUAUGCUACCGAGGCUAAAUAUUCGCCGAAAGGGCAAGGAUACAACAAGGCGUUCCACCUGUACCAACUCGAGUGGACACCGGAUUUUAUGAAGUUCAGCGUCGAUGGUGAGCAGGUGAUGCUGAGGGAGGGUAACUUCUGGGAGCUCGGCCAGUUUGAUCAGCGUGCACCUGGAACACCCAAUCCGUGGAUUGAUGGUGGCAAGAUGGCACCGUUCGAUCAGGAGUUCCACAUCAUCAUGAAUGUGGCUGUCGGCGGAACGAAUGGAUUCUUCCCGGACGCUCCGGCCGUUAACGCUAAUGGGAACAAACCGUGGAGCAACCAGUCGCCGACGGCAAUCCGCGAUUUCUGGCUGGCUCGUGAUGAUUGGUUGCCACUGUGGAAACUGCAGGAGAACGAAGGCAGGGAAGCAGCCUUACAAGUCGACUACGUGCGCGUAUGGGCGUUAUAA
Anopheles cruzii is the source of this 1221-nucleotide messenger RNA. RefSeq names its product beta-1,3-glucan-binding protein-like. NCBI's taxonomy places the organism in Eukaryota, Metazoa, Arthropoda, Insecta, Diptera, Culicidae. Gene Ontology annotation, biological process: carbohydrate metabolic process. The record is from RefSeq and is a predicted model, not a curated record. Gene Ontology annotation, molecular function: hydrolase activity, hydrolyzing O-glycosyl compounds. The transcript is spliced from 2 exons. Bases 1 to 1221 code for a protein of 406 amino acids.